CCCGGACAUGUGAGCGGUUGCACCGGUGCACAGGAUCGGUUUCGGCACGCCAUUGUGGAAAAUAGUUACAUUCAAAUUGCCAGACUCCUCGCUGUGAGCUAGCUGUCCUAGUUGAGUUAUCCUGAGUACAAUAACUACAGAAAAAACAAUGGCUACGGACUCCUGGGCGCAGGCAGUGGACGAACAAGAAGCCGCGGCGGAAUCGAUCGGUAACCUCCAAAUAAAAGAGAAACCAGAGGAAAAUGGUACCUCUGCAAAUGCAACAGACUCCAGCAGUGCAGCUGCAAAGUCAGAAGCAGAAGGAGAGAACAAGACUGCAGAGGACGAUGACAAUGAGGACAAAGCGGCUCAGUCAUUGCUGAACAAGCUGAUUCGGAAUAAUCUUGUCAAUACCACUAAUCAAGUGGAAGUUCUUCAAAAGGAUCCCAACUCUCCACUCUACUCUGUCAAGUCCUUUGAGGAGUUGCGACUGAAACCACAGUUGCUUCAGGGCGUGUACGGCAUGGGUUUCAACCGGCCAUCCAAAAUCCAGGAGACUGCCUUACCUAUGAUGUUAGCCGAACCUCCACAGAAUCUGAUUGCCCAGUCGCAGUCAGGAACAGGGAAAACCGCAGCCUUUGUCCUGGCCAUGCUCAGCCAUGUAGAUCCCAACAACAGAUAUCCUCAGUGCCUGUGUGUGUCACCCACCUACGAACUGGCACUUCAGACCGGCAAGGUGAUCGAGCAGAUGGGCAAACACUAUCCUGAGGUCAAAUUAGUCUACGCCAUCAGAGGAAACAAGUUGCAGCGAGGCAUGAAGCUACAGGAACAGAUAGUUAUUGGCACACCUGGUACCAUGCUGGACUGGUGCGGGAAGUUCAAGUUCAUAGACCCCAAGAAGAUCAGGGUGUUUGUGCUGGAUGAGGCUGACGUUAUGAUCGCCACACAGGGUCAUCAGGACCAGAGUAUCCGCAUCCAGAGGAUGCUGCCUAAAAACUGCCAGAUGUUGCUGUUCUCUGCCACAUUUGAAGAGUCGGUGUGGAACUUCGCCAAGCGCAUCGUGCCUGACCCCAACAUCAUCAAAUUGAAAAGAGAGGAAGAGACGCUGGAUACUAUCAAACAGUACUACGUGUUGUGCAACAGCAGGGAGGAGAAGUUCCAGGCCCUGUGUAACAUCUACGGCGCUAUCACCAUCGCGCAGGCCAUGAUCUUCUGCCAUACAAGGAAGACUGCAGGCUGGCUGGCAGGGGAGCUUUCCAGAGAGGGCCACCAGGUGGCGCUGCUCAGUGGAGAGAUGCAGGUGGAGCAGAGGGCGGCAGUCAUUGAGCGCUUCAGAGAUGGCAAGGAGAAGGUCCUGGUCACCACAAAUGUUUGUGCGCGAGGCAUUGAUGUCGAGCAGGUGUCCGUGGUGAUCAACUUUGACUUGCCAGUAGACAAGGAUGGUAACCCAGACAACGAGACAUACCUGCACAGGAUUGGCCGCACAGGUCGAUUCGGCAAGAGGGGACUGGCCAUCAACAUGGUGGACAGCAGGAUGAGCAUGAACAUCCUCAACAGGAUCCAGGAGCAUUUCAAUAAAAAAAUUGAAAAACUAGACACAGAUGAUCUGGAUGAAAUUGAGAAAAUCGCCAGCUAAGGAGAACUGCGUGAUGGCACGAAGGACACCAACUUCCCUUCCCCCUCUACGCUCUCCAAGGACUGUACGCUCCUACAGUGUUUUAUGCUUUUAAUUUUUUUUUUAGCCAUCGGAGAAAAGAGCAAAACCACAAACAGCAUAUGUUUACACGUAGAUAUGUCUUCUCUCAGACAAGUGUUUUGUAAGUCUCUGGAACAUACCCCAUUUCACUCUUUGUACUUCUUUGAAUAAAGUCUAUGAGUUUA
Molecule: messenger RNA, 1860 nt
Organism: Thunnus maccoyii (southern bluefin tuna)
Lineage: Eukaryota; Metazoa; Chordata; Actinopteri; Scombriformes; Scombridae
Gene: ddx19b
Product: DEAD-box helicase 19b
Exons: 12
Coding region: 149-1615 (488 amino acids)
Biological process (GO): poly(A)+ mRNA export from nucleus
Cellular component (GO): nucleus; cytoplasmic stress granule
Molecular function (GO): RNA binding; ATP binding; RNA helicase activity
Source: RefSeq, a predicted model, not a curated record